UCGUCACAAACCAUUUUCCAUGUGUAUGUCUUUGUAAGGCAGUGUUUGUGUGUUAGGGAAUUGGGUUUUUGACAGGUCUCAGUAUGUAUUACACAAGACACACCUACUAGUCCAACACCGGUCGGAUGUAAAGAGUAUCUGGUGUCACCCGCAGGUCCUGGAACAUCUUUUUUUGGUCUGUUUACCAGUUCAUGGUGAAUUUAAUUUGUUCUUCAAGUCUGCACCACUGAAUCUCACAGCAUGUCGGGAGCCUACGAUGAGGCCGCUAUGUCCGAUGAAACUACAGACAGUUUCUGGGAGGUUGGGAACUACAAGCGAACAGUGAAGCGGAUAGAAGAUGGUCAUCGUCUCUGUAACGACAUGAUGAAUUGCAUACAGGAGCGUGCCAAAAUAGAAAAGUCUUAUGCCCAGCAGCUCACCGACUGGUCGAAGAGAUGGAGACAGCUUGUGGAAAAAGGACCACAGUAUGGUACUCUGGAGAGAGCCUGGCUCGCCAUGAUGACCGAGGCUGAGAAAGUCAGCGAGUUGCAUCAGGAGGUUAAAAAUAAUCUGCUGAACGAGGACUUGGAGAAGGUGAAGAACUGGCAGAAAGAUUCCUACCACAAACAAAUGAUGGGCAGCUUUAAAGAGACCAAAGAGGCUGAAGAGGGCUUCAGAAAAGCCCAGAAGCCCUGGGCCAAAAAACUCAAAGAGUUGGAAACGGCGAAGAAAACGUACCACAUGGCCUGCAAGGAAGAGAAAAUAGCAUCAACAAGAGAGGCCAAUAGCAAAGCAGAAGCAUCUGUGACAUCAGACCAGCAAAAGAAACUUCAGGAGAAACUGGACAAGUGUAAAAAUGACGUUCAGAAGGCCAAAGAGAAAUAUGAUAAGAGUCUGGAGGAGCUCGGGAAGUGCACACCGGCGUACAUUGAGAACAUGGAGGCCGUGUUUGAACCCUGUCAGCAGUUUGAGGAGAAGAGGUUAAACUUCCUCCGUGAGGUUCUUCUAGAUAUCAAACGACAUCUCAACCUCACUGAGAACCAAAGCUAUGCCACAGUUUACCGGGACCUGGAGCGAACCAUCACGUCAGCCAGUGCUCAAGAAGAUCUAAAGUGGUUUAGUAAUAAUCAUGGGCCUGGCAUGCACAUGAACUGGCCACAGUUUGAGGAAUUCAAUCCAGAUCUGAGUCAUUCCAUAAAUAAGAAAGAAAAGGUUAAAAAGAACCACGAUGGAGUGACAUUAACACAAAUGUCAGUGGGCGGAGAUCAAGGCACACCGAGAACCGGAGACCGCGGCAGCUUGAGUAGCUACGAGAAGAACCAGCAGUAUUCUGCCGAAUGGUCCGACGAUGAGCCACCUGCCGCCCAACCAGUAGACGAAACCAACGGGGGUGAAAAUCCAUUCGAUGAGGACAGCAAAGGAGUGCGAGUCAGGGCGCUGUACGACUAUACGGGGCAAGAGCAGGAUGAGCUGACCUUUAAAGCAGGAGAUGAACUCAUCAAGCUAGAAGAUGAAGAUGAGCAGGGCUGGUGUAAAGGUCGACUGGUUAACGGUCAGCUAGGCUUGUACCCUGCUAACUACGUGGAGCCCAUUUAAUAGUUUUGUGUGCUGAGCAACCUUUCCACAUCCUUAAAGACUUGAACUCGAGAUUACAGAGCAACCAUCUCAAUGCCUGACUUACUGAAGAUGCAUUUCCACCUAAAUACAGUAACAAAACAUCUACAAAAACACAUAUCAUCAUUUCCUUCGUACCCCAGCAAGAGCAGGCAGUGGUUUUGUUCAUCUAAGUGGCCAUGUUCGGUAUGAAUUAUUGUGCUACUAACAUGUGUACAUGUACGGUCUGUAAUAUUAUUGUAAGUCCAUGAAGGCUUGCAUAGCAAAAUUCAGCUAUGCAAUGUGAAACUUAAAAAAAGACUUUGGUGUUAUAGUGUUGAAACUAGUGACCCUGUCGUAUUACAGUCCAUUUUGAUUUGAAGGGAUUGAAAAACACGGCUUGCUGACAUCAUCCAAAAAAAAGGAGAGACUCCAAGGAUAAAUGUUUCUUUGUUUGGCAAAUAAAUCAAACACAGUAAGCCCAGAAAAAUGUAAUAUAAAUAAUAAAAUAAUUUUGCUUUUAUCCAUUUCAAGUGCAGAUAAACACAUUUAAAUGAAAUGCUCUCCAUAUUUAUUUAAUGUUUUUUACCCUUUAUAAAAUUUAUUUAAUGAAAACGUAAACGUCCAUGAACAAAUUCUGAACUUUAACAUUGAUGGACAACAAGAGAUUUCACGACUGUCAAACUGUGAUGUUUUAAAUGAAAUCUGGACACAUGUAAAGCUUAGAAAGUGAGUUUGAAUUAAAUUUUUUAUGCCUUUUUGCCUUUAUUAUCUACCUGCAAAUGUCUUAUGUGCAAUCCAUAACAGAUUCAAUGGGCUGAGCAACUUCUGCUUGUAUUGUGUAAGAAAAUGUUUUACAGUAAUAGUUAUUAUUGUUUAUGGUGAUUUUGUUUUUUUAUGUUCAUAACACUGUAGCUUUGUGUUUUUACUCAGACUUGAUGUUAUUGCUCCGUUAGCUGUUAUGGAUUGUGUCUUUAACACUGGACAAAUGAGGUGAUGAUGUAUAUACUGUGUCCGAUGUCGUUUUAACUCAUGUCAGUGUAGUGCACAAUAAAACUCAUCAGUCCCAGAUGUUCAGAGUAGAGCACAAUACUUUGUUUCACCACUAGAGGUCACCAGUGCAGAAGCCCUUUACCACCGUCUUGACUGUUUGUACAGGUGAAUGUCAUGAAAAUCUCCAGGUCAUAUAUCAUACCAAGGUAUUUCUGAUUAAAACAAUGUCACAAUGCAAAA
Molecule: messenger RNA, 2805 nt
Organism: Misgurnus anguillicaudatus (oriental weatherfish)
Lineage: Eukaryota; Metazoa; Chordata; Actinopteri; Cypriniformes; Cobitidae
Gene: pacsin1b
Product: protein kinase C and casein kinase substrate in neurons 1b
Biological process (GO): cytoskeleton organization; neuron projection morphogenesis; plasma membrane tubulation
Cellular component (GO): plasma membrane; cytoplasm; endosome
Molecular function (GO): phospholipid binding; protein binding
Source: RefSeq, a predicted model, not a curated record